UAUUUCUGGGUUUAGAAUCUUCCAGCCGAGGUCAUACUGAUAUAAACUCCUUCAGCGAAUCGCGCUCCACCAUACAAACACGAUCGUCGAGAGAGGAACACGAGCUAUCGACAACAAAACGCAAAGGGAAUACUUCCAGCUCAAUACGAGAGCAAAGAUUUCUUGUUCAAUGCACAGAUGACGGCAAUUAUGACGAGUUUACAAAUUUUAUCGCCAAUACAAGAACUUCCAGAACCACCAAGUUUCACAACAACACAGAAAAAGAACAACGCGAAAAUAUUUUUCCCGAAGAAAAAGCUCGCGCGUCUACAUGGCAUCGAUCCGAGAAUAUACAAAAAUAUUCUUCUACCAAUUUCUAUGAUUGGCGAAAGGGACGUGAAUGAAAAACAGUUAAUAAAGAAGAGAAGAGAAUGGGUUAUUCCGAAAAUUGUGAUCGAGGAGGUGAAAUUUCCUGAUGAUUGUUCGCCAUCGGACAUGGCCGUUAGGACUGACGCAUGCGGUGGUUUUUUACAUCCUUCACACGCUGUCUAUUCCGCAGUUUCGGCGAAUGAUCACAACGCACUAAAAAACAUUAUUCUUUCGGGGCGAGUUAACGUGAAUCAAUUGAACGCUAGCGGGGUGACGGCGCUGCACGAGUCUUCCUACGAAGGGAAGAGUCGCUGCGUGAAUGUCUUGGUUCAGUUAGGAGCAGAUGUGGAUUGUAGAGACCGUGAGGGAUGGACGCCGCUUCACGCUGCAGUGUGUGGUGGUAAUCACAAGUGUGCCGCGUAUUUGCUAAGACAAGGUGCAAACGUUCGCGCUAAAAACGAUGACGGACUUUCACCAAUACAUAUUGCAGUGCAACAGAGAGAUAGACAAAUGGUGCAACUUCUUAGCUCAAGGAACGUUUUAUUCAGCCCACAUAGACAUGACAGAAGACACCUUUUAAAGGCCCACGUUUAAUAAAAACGAAAACGACUGUUCUGGAGAAGUUGUGCUAAUGUUUUACGUGGCAUCUAGAAGAGGACUUUAGAUAUUGGCCCUUGCUCAGAAUGACAGUGCAGCCGAAAUCUUUCAAACGACCUGAUUCACGGUUACAAACACCCCUGACCCUCUCACGAAAACCGCGUUUUCUGCUUCGUUGAAUUAGUGGUUAAUUUUAGAACGUAUUUUCGGUGAAAAAUGAGCGCCAUAACAGUAACUUUGCAUUGCGUAAAGUAAAACGAAUACCACUUCAAGAUUUGCAUUUGAAGGGAAAUUCCCAUUUGCAAACAAACAUGUCAUAAAUGCUAAAAAAAACUAUUGUAUAUAUUUCUUGUAAAAAUAUCAUACGUCGUGAAAAUUUUGUAGUGAAAUCAACAGCUUUACUUGAAAGUAUAUAUUUAUUUUUAUUACAUUUGAAAAGACUUAUGUACAUGUGAAGAUAAUUAAUAUGAAGUAUGCAAAGACAGGAAAAAGAAAAAAAAGAGAAAUAAAUAUAAGCUAAUACAAUGCUGAAGUUGCGUGGCCUUGAUGCUAUAGAUAAAACGUAUUCCCCUAUUUAACUGAUAAAUUUAUUGAUAUUAAAAAUAUAUUUUUGAAA
This is a messenger RNA of Nematostella vectensis (starlet sea anemone), 1561 nucleotides long. Its product is annotated as serine/threonine-protein phosphatase 6 regulatory ankyrin repeat subunit B. Bases 178 to 942 code for a protein of 254 amino acids. Lineage: Eukaryota; Metazoa; Cnidaria; Anthozoa; Actiniaria; Edwardsiidae. The record is from RefSeq and is a predicted model, not a curated record. The transcript has a single exon. Gene Ontology annotation, molecular function: protein binding.